AGGACGCGUCCCGGUGUGUCAGUCCCGGUAGCUGAGGAGUGCUGUGAGGAUGGAGAAACCCCAGGAGAAUGGUCUUCAGGUGUGUGGCUUUCCCAGCGCGGAUGGAAGACUGCAGGAUGAGGCUCAGCGCUGGUGGAAUCAUCUUAGGAAAGAUGUCCGACGUGCUGUUACUAAGAUGAAGAAGGCAGACCUCCAGCCCCUGGAUCUCACUCAUGGACUGCAGACCGUGCGCCGUCUCUCCUUCCCCACCCGGCUGAAGUACGUCCAGCAUAUAUCUGCAGAGCAUCGCAUGGUGUCCCUGGACUCUGCUGGAUGCCUCCGCUCUCAUUAUGAAGAUGGUCGUGUGUGCAGUGCCGUAGACUUCAUGUGGCCCGUCUCCGGUCUGCUCUACGCCAGUCAUUCCCAGCAGUACGUAGCAUGGAGCCGCCAAGAGCUGCUGCUGUUUGACAAGUGUUUUGUUCUCCUGUCACAAAGUCCGGUGGAGCAGGAAGUUCUGUGCUGCGUGUAUGAUCCCGUGAGGAACCUCGUGCUCUGCGGUGGAUGUGGCGGGGUGAACGCAUGGACUUUCGGUCACAGCAAGCGGAGCCUGGUGUGGCAGCGGUCGCUGAGUCAGGGGAUGACGGCUGAGGACAAGGUUACCGUUAUUACUACCGGCACAUCUCAUACUACUCACAUGUGUUUCACUGCGUGUGGGACCAGCGUCUGGGAAUAUGAUCUACGUGAUGGAACUCUGCAGAGAGUCAGGAGGCACCUACACGCCGGGACGGUCACUGGUCUCUUAUACGCUGAGGGUCUGAAUUUCCUGCUUUCUGGAUCCAGAGAUGGAACAAUUAAAGUGUGGGAUAGAGAGGCCCAGCUCACAGCGGUGUAUGGUGGACACACAGGUAAGUAUUGCAUAGUACCGAUUUAUAAGACAGUAUGUAAGAUUCUGCAACAUAUCGAGAUCCUGUUUCCAUUCUUCAAAGGUGACUACAUAGGAUGGAAAGACUCCGUCCGCCACAACCUGUCCUCCAGCGACUGCUUCCGGAAGGUGCUGAAGGACCCAGGGAAGCCUCAGGCCAAGGGCAACUUCUGGACGGUAGAUGUCACCCGGAUACCCCUGGAUGCAAUGAAGCUGCAGAACACUGUCAUGGCUCGCAGAGGAUCGGAAAUGUUUGUCCAGGACUUGUCCCCGUUUAUCCUGCAUAACUACAAAUAUGAAGCUGGAGGAUGCAUGUACCAACAGACACCGGGGAGUAACUAUUCUACAGCCAGCUCAUCAUCUCUGGGGGAUGAACCCCAUGCGGACAGCACGGUAGUCAAACUCAACACAUCCUUCAUGAUUGACUCUUUACUGCAUGACCUGCAAGAUGUUGACUUGCCAGAUGCCCCGAAGCCAACAGAGAGCCAGAGAACCUCUCAAACCAUGUCCAUGAACCACAUGUGGAGCCCUUCUCCUCUGCUGCACAGCUCUUCCAACCACCCCACGUUCCAGAGCUCUAGGAGCAGCAGCUUCACAGCUGGUCAGUCAGUGUACUCUUCAUCUAGUGCUAGUCUUUCCACCAUAUCUCCACAGAGCUGCGAUGAGAAUCCCGAGCAAGGCCGAGACAUUCCUGGGACAAAGCGGCCAAGGCCAGGUGAGGAGAGCAGCACCUGCUCUGACUCUGAUGCAGAGAGCUGCUCUCCAUGCGGGCCCCCUGCCAAGGCACCGUUCCUUCCCUCUGACCUACCUACCUCCUACACCAAGUGUGUUCCACCAAAUGUAGUGGCUCCACCCAAUGUUCUUCCUUUCUUCCCUUUUCCCCAUUUUACCUACUAUAACUGUGGCCAUGCGCCUUAUAUGAGCCCUCCUUACUGGGGACUACUGCCACAAGCAGCGAGACCCAAGCAGCCGUGCUCACAGACGCCUCCCCUGGAUCUAGACAACAUGUUGCGGGCUGUGCCCCCCAACAAAAGUGUAUUUGAUGUGUUGACAAGUCACCCUGGAGACCUUGUGCACCCGGCCUUCCUGAGUCAGUGCUUGGCGAGCUCCAGCGCCCCAUGUCCUGCACAGAGCUUGCUGUAAGUGUUCUCCAAGGGCUGACCAUCCUUAUGUGUCUGUCAUGUACCUUGAGGGGAUAUUUUUGUGCCCCCCUACCUCCACCCCCCUAAGCUUUUCCUAACUUCAGGUGUUAAGCACCGAGAACUACCCGUGAUGGCAAAUCCCAGAGCUUCCGGGACGUAUUCCAGACUGACAAUGAGAGAAACUUCCCUCUUUUAGGAAUUUUUAUUUUUCCCUCCAGGGACUAGAAAUGAGAUUUUUGUGCUACUGAUCCCUGACUCCUAGAGACUCCACACUCAGAAGAUCUUCAUCUAGAUGACUCGUCCUAAUAGUUGGCUGAAUUAUCUGGAUUCGGACACUUCUAGAUGUAUUCCAAAGAACAAUCCAUGUAUGUUCCUAAACAUGUUCAUCCCAUGUAUGUGUGCACCAUGCCAUAUCCUGCCCAUCGUUCAGGAUAUCAUUUUACAAAUGAGUCAUUAGAAAUUUAUAUAGACGUUUGGACAGGACAUAACCUCAUGCGAUGGAUGAACGAGGUUCUCAUACACGACUAUAUGAAAAUUUGUCUGUCCCUAAGACAACAAUGAAAUAUUUUGACGCGUGUCCAUGUAGUGUACGACGUGAUAUGACACGUAAUUACCGACUCAGGACAAUAAGUGCAAUUUUACACCUGGUAUUUGCUGCUACCUCAGACCCCCCCCCCCCCCCCCCCCCCCCCCAUAUACUCUUUAUUGGGUGAAUGAAUUUAUAGACCGGAUGAUUUCCCAACUUGCACUUUCUGAUCGCACUUGUGUCUUGUUUUAUAAUAAAACAAAUCCUGGUGAAUCACAGAGGUUGUAGAUGUGUCUGU
Molecule: messenger RNA, 2867 nt
Organism: Pseudophryne corroboree (corroboree frog)
Lineage: Eukaryota; Metazoa; Chordata; Amphibia; Anura; Myobatrachidae
Gene: FOXH1
Product: forkhead box H1
Exons: 7
Coding region: 50-2044 (664 amino acids)
Biological process (GO): transforming growth factor beta receptor signaling pathway; positive regulation of transcription by RNA polymerase II
Cellular component (GO): activin responsive factor complex
Molecular function (GO): DNA-binding transcription activator activity, RNA polymerase II-specific; protein binding; transcription cis-regulatory region binding
Source: RefSeq, a predicted model, not a curated record